CUCCCAGCUCCCCUCAUCAAAAAAAAAAAAAAACCGCCCAGCUCCCCCCUGCCGCCGCGGACGCGCGAGACGACGAGGCGCCCGCAGCCUCCCGCCCCCCCUCCCCCGCCGGCAGCGGUGGCCCCACCGCCGGUGCACCUGAUGGCGGCAGCGCGUCGGGAGGCAUCAGAUUCAUGGGAGGAAGGAGCAGCAGGAGCCGGAUCCACACCCAACCACCCAGCUCCCGUCCUCACCACCCUGCCGGUCGCAGCUUCCUCCAUCGCCGCCCGCCGCCGCCGCCGAUGCGCGGGACGACGAGGCAACUGCAGCCUCCCCGCCCCCUCCUCCUCCCCGCUGGCAGCGGCGGCCCCCACCGCCGGUGGUGGGCACGGCGGCGUAGGGACGGGGUCGACGCCACUCCCCUCCUCCGACGGUGCUCCCUCAUCCCGACCCCGUUCCGCGAGCCCGUUCCAAGAUCGAGGCGAGCCGCGAGCAGCAGCCAUGAGCAAGGUGUUCGAGGGCUGCGAGAGGCAAUACUGCGUGGCCGCGGCCUCCCUCUCCCGCAAGUGCACCGCUGCCUCUGCCCUUGAUGGAGAGAAGGAAGCAAAAGCUGUUCGAGAUCCAGUCCGGCGUGGAGGAAGCUGAAUCGCUGGUAAAUAGAUGCAUCAACGCAUUUUGUUCCAUAUGCACAUAUAGAUUCGUCUGCAAUUGAGAUCUAGUACACAUGCUGGAUGGAGGAUUUGAGCUAGCAGGUCAGUCAAACAAUCACGAAUUCAGCUUUUCACAGCAAUUUUGAUGAGUAAUAAUCUAGUAGAAAGCUGGAUUAAUUCUUUUCCCGUGAAAGCACAUUGAGUCAGAUCUCAUUUGGUGUUGGAGCUCAAUGUAUCUGCACAUCUAUUUGGAUGCAUUGAUACUUGAAUCGAGACUGCACCCAGUUUUGGGUAAAUCUCGUGUGCCUAAUGCUUUUGACACUACCAACUGUGAGCAUUGAAUUGUGAUCUCGAUGUAACCAAGCCUUCUGCAUGCUCUGUCUCAUGUUCAUGUAGUUUGUACUGAUUAUACUGUGCUGAUUUUUUUUCUUCUUGACAAUCAUUUUUAGUUGACAGUUUACUAAAAGAUCUCAAGCACGCUACCCAUGAUUCAGAUCAGAUAUUCCUAGUAUGAACAAAAGUGGUUCUUUUUAUUUUUAUUACUCCUUGCCCAUUCCAACCUCUGUCCCGUAUCUCCAGCAUCAGUUAAAAAAUGUCCUCGUACUGAAAUCUUGCUACGUCUCAAAUCCCUUAGGUUUUUCUCAUCAUCAAAUUACUGAUUUCAGUAUUACCUACAGAUGUGCAGAGCAAGGAGAAGAAUGUUGUAAGGCCAUCAGGGAGGUUGCCAAGUGAAACGACAUGGGAUCUGCAAAGGUUCUGGCUGGAGAGGGAUCGCAGGCCUGCCAAAUAGUUGCUGAUAGCUAGGCAUCUCUUUCUGAAUUGUGUGCACUAGGAUAGCAGUAGCAGUAGCAACGGGUAACUGUCAGCUCAUCAAUCAUGCCUGUAUUUUGUGCAGCAAGUUGGAUACUAGGACUGCUUGCCGGAGAUUGCACGUGCUGGCGGUGUUGCUCGCUUGCUGGAGAUCACCCGUUAUGAAGCCUGGAGUUGCUUGCUUGCUGGAGAUCGCGUGCACAAGAGGAGCUGCUUGCUGGAGAGCGACAGACCACCUGUGGCAUGGCCGGCCAGCCGCAAGCAUUGAUCGAUGUAUAAAACUCUUGUUAGAGUGAUGGUUCAUGUCUCUCUGAGACAUCCAUUUGCAUGCCUGUGAUGUUAUUCUUUCUAAGCCUUGUGGUGUGAUGAUGUGUUCCAAAGAAAUCAUGCUUGUGCCAAGGAUAGUCUUUCAAUAAUUCAGUUAGUGAUUUAAUUCCCGCUCCUAAAUACCUUGGUGUUUGUGCAAUAGCUAGUGAUUUUCUUAAAAAUGUUCAUUCAAAUAAUUUUUAGGAAGUCAAUCUACAAGUAUGACGCUAGCAUAUUCAAUUGUUUUUUUUUGCAGGAUGUGAGGUGGACACAAUGAUCUCCAUUGAAAGCGCCAUCUUUGAGGGGACCCCAUCAUCACAAUUAGGAGCCUGUGUGGCACUGGUUCGGCCAGCUACAGUGGCUAGAGCUAAAGCCAGCGGAGCCUGGCCAAAUGGGGCCUAGGUGUUUAGGGACGAUUCCCCUUUGAUUCCCCUGUUCAGCACUCAAUGAAUUUUCUGCAGAGCAUCCAUGGUACAGUAGAUAGAUUGUGAGUUUCAUGUGAGGAUGGUAUAUUUAAAACCUCUCUGUAUAGAUUCUUAUGAAAAUGUAAGUUCGGAUUGGCAGAUGAUAGAAAUAGUGAUGCCAAUAUGGCUUCAUCUU
Panicum virgatum (switchgrass) is the source of this 2345-nucleotide messenger RNA. Its product is annotated as Krueppel-like factor 14. The record is from RefSeq and is a predicted model, not a curated record. The transcript is spliced from 2 exons. Lineage: Eukaryota; Viridiplantae; Streptophyta; Magnoliopsida; Poales; Poaceae. Bases 142 to 624 code for a protein of 160 amino acids.